Pangasianodon hypophthalmus (striped catfish) is the source of this 595-nucleotide messenger RNA. RefSeq names its product B-type lectin plumieribetin-like. The coding region runs from base 174 to 515 and encodes 113 amino acids. The transcript has 3 exons. NCBI's taxonomy places the organism in Eukaryota, Metazoa, Chordata, Actinopteri, Siluriformes, Pangasiidae. The record is from RefSeq and is a predicted model, not a curated record.
AAAUAAUAUUUCUGGUUGGUCAGAAUGACAGCCAAUGACAGUAAAGGACCGUCAGCCAAUGACAGUAAAGGACCGCCCUAAACUGGCUCGUUCAUAAAAACCCCAUCUCGCAUCAAAAAUCUCCAUAGCAGCUUACUGAUUCAUCUACGGUGUCACUGUCAUUGUGCAGAACCAUGAGCAGGAACUUCUUGUCCAUGAACGAAGAGCUCCGUAAGGGAGACUUCCUGUUAUCCAACAACCGAGAGUACAAGGCAAUCUUUCAGGAGGAUGGGAACUUUGUCGUCUAUGGCUGGAGACCUCUGUGGGCAUCUAACACGUGUGGCAAAACCGACGCCCAUCGGCUGAUCAUGCAAGGAGACUGCAACCUCGUCAUGUACACGCCGGGCAGACCCGUGUGGGCCACCAAUACUGACCGGAAGGACGCCAGAAUGUGCCGUCUGGCUCUGGGCAACGACGGCAUUCUAAUGGUCGAGAAUGAUGCGGCUGUGGUGUGGAAAUCUACUAAGUCUAAUUAAAAGCAAUGAAGCAAUCUUGUCUCAAAACUCUCUGCAGCUGUCAGGAAAGUUAUAAAAUAAAUCAGUAAAGAGAAGCAGCA